UGUCUAUUAGCUGACGGCCUAAGAAGAGUGUCUUUCAGCAGAGGGGGCCAGCUCCUGAGACCUUCAGAGCAGGCGUCCAGGGGGGGCCCUGGUUCAGGUGCUACAUGAAUCAUACCUGAAUCAACUUGCUGAGGCUUCCUCCCCUGCCAAGGCACCUUGAAGCAGUCCAAGCCCGGGUCCUUUCCUCUUUAGCAAGAGAAAGUGAAAAAUGACUGCAAAAGUUCCAUCUGAUAAACACCAUAAAGUGUGUCCUCACUUGUCUCUGAAACUGAAGGGCUUUAAGCAGAGACAGGAUGCUGAUUUCCUGGUCCUAAUAGGCUUGUGUUUGUGAUGAUUGUUCUUUGCCAGGGAAACAAAAACAAAGUGGGUGACUUCUGACUGUUCUUAGGUUUGCCAGACUUUUUUGUUUGUUUGCUGUAUGGUUCAAAAAAGCACUUUUUGUUGUUGUUUCAGUUCCUAGGGCGCAGAAAUGGCAUGACUCUUGACUGAUGCCCCUUGCAUGAGAUUUAUGGCGUAGGGGUGUGGAAGUGGUGGGGACUUAGUUAUCGGCAGGAUUUGCAGGCUUCCCGGGAGUCCUGUAGUUGUCAAACCAGCUCUAGUGAGGGGGUUGGUUGCGGUGUGCGCCGCUGGCAACAGUGUUUUAGGUUUCUCUCUGCCACAUAAGCCCCUUCCUUUUACAGUAAUAGCACGAUGGUCCUGCUCAGGGGUGGCUCGAGACUGUGAGUACCAAAAGGCAAGUGCCAUCCUGCUCUGAUCUCCCUCCAGUCUGCCUCCCAAGUGGUGAAACAGGAAGCAGCGUCCCAUCAGGAAGAACCUGAAAGUGCCAUCCAGUAGCUUUGUCUCACGUCACUGAUUGCCCUCAGUCAGAAAUCCUGACUUGCAACUUUGCAGGGUGGGUCUCUGAAAAAAAAUUCACAUAAUGAGGUGUGUGCUGAGAACAGAGCUGCACACACCUCUGACUGCUCUCGCAGCAAGGGACGCCUUUUGUGGACUGACAGUUCGGAAAGGGAUGUUGUGAAGGUCAACCAACAUUUUAAUAUAUAUAUAUAUAUAUAUACGCACAAAUAUCAAAAAGCUAUCAAAUAACAAGAAUGUUUCAGACACUCAAAGAAUGGUUCUGGUUGGAACGAUUCUGGCUUCCUCCAAAAAUGAAGUGGUCAGAUCUCGACGAUCACAACGGACUUGUCUUUGCCAAACCUUACCACUUAUAUAUGACGAUUCCCUGUGCUUUUCUCCUGCUGGUCAUCAGAUAUUUCUUUGAAAAGUUUGUUGCUACACCUCUAGCAAAAACAUUUGGCAUUAAAGAGACAGUUCAAAAGAUUAUUCCAAAUGCCACCUUAGAGAAUUUUUUCAAUCAUUCUACAAGGCAUCCAUCACAAACCGACAUCUAUGGACUGGCAAAGAAGUGUCACUUGACAGAGCGCCAGGUUGAAAGAUGGUUUAGGAGGCGGCGGAUCCAAGACAAGCCUUCCAGGAUGAAGAAAUUCCAGGAGGCUUGCUGGCGGUUUGCAUUUUACUUAGUGCUCAACAUUGCUGGAGCCGCAUUCCUUUAUGAUAAACCUUGGGCGUAUGACCUGUGGGAGGUUUGGAAUGGCUACCCCAAACAGCCGCUGCUGCCCUCCCAGUACUGGUACUACACCUUAGAAAUGAGCUUCUACUUCUCUCUGCUGUUCAGCCUCAGCUCCGACGUCAAGAGGAAGGACUUCCUGGCACACGUCAUCCACCACCUGGCUGCCAUCAGUUUGAUGAGCUUCUCGUGGUGUGCUAAUUACAUCCGCAGCGGGACCCUCGUGAUGUUUGUGCACGACGUGGCUGACAUUUGGCUGGAGUCUGCUAAGAUGUUUUCCUACGCUGGAUGGAACCAAACCUGCAACUGCCUCUUCUUCAUCUUCUCCCUGCUCUUCUUUGUCAGCCGCUUCAUCGUCUUCCCCUUCUGGAUCCUGUAUUGCACGCUGGUCAUCCCCAUGCACUACCUCAAGCCUUUCUUCUCCUACGUCUUCCUCAACCUGCAGCUCGUGCUCCUGCAGGGCCUUCACCUCUACUGGGGCUACUUCAUCCUGAAGAUGCUCAGGAGAUGCAUAUUCACGAAGGAAAUCCAGGAUGUGAGGAGCGAGGAUGAGGACGAGGAGGAAGAGGAAGAGGAAAAAGAGGAAGAGGCUUCCAAAAGCAAGGAGAGAGACUCUCUGAAGAAUGGCCUUGGGGCCAACAGGCAUCUGGUUCCGAAUGGCCAGCACGGCCGCUAGCCCGCAGCCCACGUGCUGGCCCUGCACAGGUGCUGCGAGGACUGUGGUGGCCCGGAGCCCCGACCGAGACCCCGGGUUCUGCCCUCCCCCUUCCCAACCUGCCUGAGAUGUGUGUAGCAAUGUUCACUUGUGUUAGGAAAAUGUUACAUGGAAGCAUGCCUGUGGGUGCCCAUGGGUGCCCACGGGUGUUCGCGCAGACUGCUCAGGGCUUCACGGGUCUCUCCAGGGCCGUCCUGGCUGUGGUCACCUUCCGGAGCUCACCUCGCGGGGCGCCCUGUCACCACACGCCUUGCACAGUCCGACAAGUGCUGACUAAACCCACAAGCACGGCUCUUCCCCCAGAAAGGAGCUGCAGGUGGCGUGGGACAGCGGCAGAGGUCCACACCAGGGGAUGGUUUUCAGGGUGCUUCACCCCCACAGUGCAGGCUAGAGGCCUGGGGCCGGGCUCCGAUGGGAUAGCAGAAGCCCAAGUGCUUGCUGUGCUGCCCCCAGCCUGGUUGUGCUGGGGCCCAGCCAGGUCUGGGGGGAGGGAGCCCUGAGCAGAGGCCAGCGCCUGGUGACGUCAAGAGAUGCCAGUACCUGGAGGCGCUCUCCAUUUUAUGCCGUUGCUGUUCCUGUCGGCCCCCAAGGAGCUGUGGCCCCUCUUCCUCGGCUUUCCUGGCGCCUCGCUCUGGUCCUCCCUAAGAGGGCCACAUCCCUGCUGCUGUGCCCCUCCCGGGGGGCCCCCAGGUGGCUCCCUGAGCCCCAUCAUCCAGGGGCCUGCCCUGCGUAUCCAGACCCCCCCAGCAACCCUGGCAGCAGCGAGGACUCGGGGCGGGCGUGAGGGCUGGGGUCAGCUGCUGGCUCCCCCUCCCCGCCAGGGCGGGGGCCAUGGGGGACACUUGAACACAGCUCUGGCCCCUUCUGGCCUUGCCCCGGCACGGUUCCUCGCCUGUAGAGGAGGAAUGGAUGGCGCAGCGUCUGCCCACGCCCACUGCAGCCGUGCAGAGUUUGGGGUCAGGUUUUGUAUUUUUGCUCCUUUGCUGAGAAGCCUGAGUUGGAUGCAAGCCUGUGGGAGGUGAGCCCCCAGACUGGAGAGCCUGCCCCGCCCCGGAGGCUGCAGGGCCUUGGAGCAGGGCAGGCCCUGUGCACAGCAAAAGAGGCUGAGGUUCUGGUUUUUGUUUUUAAUAAAAACAUGUUUUUAAACCUUGAGGCCAAACAGAAAAACAAAUGAAAACCCUUUUCAGAUCCUUUCCCAGUGAACUAUCUUUCUGAGGAGUUUUCGGGGAGAGAAAAGCAGCCACCAGGUUUUCCCCGCAGAACGCACACUGCAUGAGGACGGCACCAGACGCGGGAUCGCGGCACACAGUGUCAAGUUCACGCGGCGCGGCCGUUGAGUUGUUGUUGGCAUUGUAUCCUUGUUACAUAGAAGGUCACUCCAAGGCAUUUAUUUUGUGUUUCUAGUUAGACUGUUUCUUCCCUACACUUCCUUUGGUCUUGUCUGCACCACAGACCUUGUCUCCGUGAGCUGCGGUGUGUCUGCUUCUCUGUCUUCCAGCUGUCACUGUCAUUUGAAUGUCAAAGGUGAAGCCCACGUUGCAGUUCCAGCGUCUCCGCUGCUGCCGGACGCGCUCAGCUGCUCCCCGAGAGCGGGGUCUGCGUCUUUGUAGCAUCCUUGAGGGCUCGUGUGGUUCGCCGUGAAGGGAUUCUCUCGUUCCGCAGGAAACAAGGGCUCAGGCCUGUGCCAGGAGUUCAGGAGAAAGCAAGCCACAGUGCCUCCCUGUCAUUGGAAUGGCAAGGACUUAGAAUAAAACUGAAAUGGAAUCCAG
Molecule: messenger RNA, 4051 nt
Organism: Oryctolagus cuniculus (rabbit)
Lineage: Eukaryota; Metazoa; Chordata; Mammalia; Lagomorpha; Leporidae
Source: RefSeq, a predicted model, not a curated record